UUGCUUAUGUUUUGUAAAUGCUAUGAAUAUAAUAUCUAUAAUUGUUGUCACAUUAUCUUGCUUUGUUAUAAAGAUUUCAGCAAACAAUGUGAAAUCAUUUAACGAAGCAAAAUUGUCUUUGCUAUUACCUAAAGCCUACAGAUAUAUUGUACAUUUACAUAUUCGGAAUGCAGAAAAUGGGAAAAUAAAAUCAUGUUUAGGUAGUCUAAUCAAAGAUGAAUGGAUAUUAACGGCAGCUCAUUGUGUUUCAAAUCGAAAACCAAACAGUAUAACUGCACAUUUUGGAGCUCUUCAUUUUCGCUUAUUCACACGAAUUGAGUUAAUAUUUAUACAUCCAGCAUACCAAGCAUCACUUUUCAUCCAUGACAUAGCCUUACUAAAAAUCAGAAGGGCAUAUCGUUCAAUUGAACCAAUUCCAUCCGUAUUGAAUUUACCUACAAAAGAGCGUAAUCAUUUUAAAAAUAUGGUAACACAAUUUCGUUCAGAUUACACACCAAUGUUGUUCAAAUGGAAUGAGAAUAUGACUUCAAUACAUGCAAAUCCUAUAUCGGUAGUAACCAAUGAAAUUGCAACCGGAAAAUUUUGCCAGAAAAAUUUACACAAGGCAAUAUGUACUCAAAGUGCUGAUAAAGGUGUUAGUAUGACAAAAGGUGAUAGUGGCACAGCGAUUGGAUAG
Chrysoperla carnea is the source of this 676-nucleotide messenger RNA. Its product is annotated as transmembrane protease serine 2-like. The transcript has 4 exons. Lineage: Eukaryota; Metazoa; Arthropoda; Insecta; Neuroptera; Chrysopidae. Gene Ontology annotation, biological process: proteolysis. Gene Ontology annotation, molecular function: serine-type endopeptidase activity. Bases 23 to 676 code for a protein of 217 amino acids. The record is from RefSeq and is a predicted model, not a curated record.